Messenger RNA from Lolium perenne, 860 nucleotides. NCBI's taxonomy places the organism in Eukaryota, Viridiplantae, Streptophyta, Magnoliopsida, Poales, Poaceae. The record is from RefSeq and is a predicted model, not a curated record.
CGUCAGAUGGCGAUGGCUCAUGAUUGAUUGGAUCUGCAUUUUGUUCGUCAGAACUCAGAAAUACAAUCUGUUCGUGCAUAUCGAGAAAAAACAGUAGUCUCGUGUGCGAAGGGGAGAAGGGCCAAGCCCACAACAAACGGGCCGAACUAAUUGUAGCCCGCACGGCACCGACUCUGGUCUGGUCGGGGGCGGCGGCGCUUGCAGAACAGAUCCGCGACGAGAGAAAGAUCGGAAAAGAAAUAAACUUUACGGUGCUAGGAGACAGAGGAGGCGUCGGCGGCGAUGUCGAUGGCGAUAGCGCGUUCGGUGUUGGCGCAGGCGGCCUGUGGCCGCCACGCCUCCCAGCCACUUGUUCCGGCGAGGGCCGCCCUGGAGCCGUCUCUCCCGUCCGCUGGAUGGAUGAUGCAGCGGAACACAACUGCAAACACCGUGGGCAAGCGGUUUCUGUCCGGCAAGCAACGGCGCGGUGAUUCCAUUUUGGAUAAGCUGCCUGAUUUUGAAAAGUAUGUUCCUCUCAGUAAUGUUAUGGCGCUGUGUGCUUUCACUUGGGGUGUGUGUACAAUUGUACCCUACAUAAUUGAUAACCUCAAAGGGAUAGAGGAUAAUGACAAGGCUAGGGGCAAAGAUGGUCCCGAGAAGAGUCGUAGAUGAAGAUAUUCAUGAUAAUAUCUCUGACCGGUUAAAGGAAGCGUGACGCGUGACGCCCUUAAUUAGUGUACAGUAAACAUUUAGCUAUUGCAGUUUCCAAGCUGUGGACACGGUCUCUGUGUUAUCAGUGUUAUCAGAUCCAGAUAAUUGUAUCUCCUCCAGCAGUGUUUUGAGUGUGGUAUGUUGAUGUGUUCUUGCGUUAAAAUGAACUA